GGCAUUAUGCAGUAGUCGGAGUCGGGCACUCCGAGCACCGUCGCCCGUUCCCGAUCGCAAUCGAUGCCUGAUCUGGAACGCAGACACCAUAAUCUUACCUCCGCCUCGAUUGGUCUAUCUGCCAUCCCGCUGGAUGCAUUACCACGGACGGAGUCCGCUGCUAAUGUUAAUGGCACUCUCUCCCACGUCAACUUUGACUCACAUCUGACACAUAGCUUCGUGUUCGGGUUCGGACCUGUUUGGGUCCCCACGGAGAAUCAAUUUUACGGUGUAGUAGUUUCGGCAUCUGCGAUCUCGCUACUUCUGUUGAUUCAUUUGAUACUUAUCAACUCCGCCUCCUCCAAAGUCCAACGAGGUGAUUGACCCGACCCGUUUGCUAUCUUAUCAAUAACCUGACGGCUCCGUAUAUCUAUCGACCUGCUACUAGUAUGUAGGUGAAACUCCACACGGAGUCGGAAUGAACGCUAGGUAUAUGAUAGAUACCGCAUGCGCUAAGUCGGAAGGGUACCGAAGCCGAUUCUGACAGGGCUCCUCCAGAGCAUAACCUCGUCCAUGCUGGAUCGGAAGAUUUAGGGCGGAU
Aspergillus sclerotioniger CBS 115572 is the source of this 580-nucleotide messenger RNA. RefSeq lists its product as uncharacterized. The record is from RefSeq and is a predicted model, not a curated record. NCBI's taxonomy places the organism in Eukaryota, Fungi, Ascomycota, Eurotiomycetes, Eurotiales, Aspergillaceae. The annotation marks the transcript as partial. The transcript has 4 exons.